AUGACCGUGUCAACUUCAACAAGAGCAUCUCCUGCCUUUGUUAUCUCACAAUAUCCUCUUCUUGCAAAGACUUCGGAAUCAUCAAUUUCACUAACGGAAGCGUCUCCUGUAAUCCUUAGUUCACCAACACCAUUUGUUUUUGAAGAAACUCACCCGAACAUUACUCAACCGGAAUCAAUAUCAGAUUUUUCAACGAGAACCACAUUAUUAACAAGGAAUAAUAUAGACACGCAAAUUUUCCGUUUGUUAUUAAUGGAUCGCAAAUCAACUUCCCGAGCGGAUUUUGUCAUGUUUGGAAGUAAUCGUGUUGUCGAAGAUACUCCUACCUCGAAAGGUUAUUAUCAUUUUGAGAAAAAUAUAAAACCAAAAUUUCUAAAUGAACAUCUGAAAUUAUUACAACAUGUCGCCUUAUCAACUAAAGUUGUGAGCUCAUUAAAAGGAUUCAUACCUCGAAGGUCGAUGCAUCUCACUCGGCAAAAACGUGUUAAUGUCAAUUAUCGUUCUAGCAGGAAUGCUCUUGAAGCUGUUGAUAGGAGAGGAAGCAGAAGAAGCCUCCAAAGAGAAGUAAUAAAGGGAAGUAGCCGCAACAUUCAUGUUCUCGUUGAACAAUUCGCAGUUACUGGUGAUCUGAUAAAAGAAGAACGUUGGAAACUGUAUAUCGUUGCUGAAGAAAAGUCUGUGGGACUGGCACCUAUAAUAAUUGAAAUGCUCAUGAACAACGAAUUCAAGCAUGUGAAGCUGGUGGCCAAUUAUGAUGAAAAUUCUUUAGUCAACAACGAAGCACCUUACAAAUGGCUACUAUAUCAAGCAAUUAGUGAAUAUUUGAGAGAUCUCGGUAACAAUUAA
Funneliformis caledonium is the source of this 846-nucleotide messenger RNA. The record is from the annotation of a GenBank genome assembly. NCBI's taxonomy places the organism in Eukaryota, Fungi, Glomeromycota, Glomeromycetes, Glomerales, Glomeraceae.